Closterium sp. Naga37s-1 is the source of this 1377-nucleotide messenger RNA. The record is from the annotation of a GenBank genome assembly. Lineage: Eukaryota; Viridiplantae; Streptophyta; Zygnematophyceae; Desmidiales; Closteriaceae.
AUGGGCAACAUCGACGGAGAAGACUCGUGUUUUUCAGGAGGCGAUGGCGGUGAUUUUCGCACCGUUGCUGAGGGAGCAUCAUGGUGCGUGCUGGAGAGGUGGAACUUUGCGGAUGUUGAGUGGGGGAACUGUUUUUUGGCGUACGUUGCGGACAUCCUGCAUGUGCUGGAUGGCGGGAUGCUUGGUCAUCUGGUCGACAUUUUCAUACGUGGACUUAGCAAGCCAGAGAGGCGGGAGCUUGAAAGGUGGAAGAAGGAACAGAAGAAGGACACUCGCAGCACGAUUGUUCGGAUUCCUGGUGGGACGUCAUGGUUCAGGUCACGUGCGAACUACGCGGCGUUUGAGAACAGGGGGAUGAUGCAGGUGAUGCCGAUUAUUAUCGCGGACAACAUGGAUGGUUGCAAGGCUGAGGAGAAGGAGCGGCGCUUCAAGGCUGUUAGGGCCUUCCGGAAGUAUGCGAUGUUUUACAAGGCGCUCGUCGGCGUGCCAAAGCACACGGAGAAGACAGUGGAGGACGCCCGCACGUACUCAUACACCAUGAUGGACGCAAUCGUGGACGCUUUCCCGGACCAGAAGUCAUCGUGGAACAUCCCAAAGGUGCACCAGAUUGUGCACCUCAUCGACCAAAUUCCACUGCGAGGGAUGCCGUGGGAGUACUCCACGAACCUCUGGGAGCAAACUCACAAGGGCACAGUGAAAGUCCCUGUGCGCGGCAGCAACUGGAAGGACAUCCCGCGUCGAAUCGUGGACGAGGAGGUGCAGCGGGAGAUCACUCGUGAGGUGGCGUCUCUGGCGGGCGGGGGGCGGCUGUACGUGACAGCGCUGCGCGAGGCUGUGCGGCUUCAAGGGCACGUGCUGACGCGCAAGUCCCGCAUCGCGAACGUGAGCGACGAAGAGGACGCCGUGCUGUGGGUCUAUAGGGAGUCUCUGGGACCAGACAUGAAGGCGUUUGGGAGAUGCAUGGUGGAGGCCGAUGUGAAGACACUGGUGAUCAAGGUACACACCGCCGUGGCCAUUCCACGAACCCGUGGGGGGGAGCUGGUUGCAAAAGGCACGUUCGUCAAGGCGAGUCCGGCUGAGAACUGGUUCUCAGAUGUGGCAGUGAGGAACCCUGAAGAGAAGGAGUGGUACGCACGAUGCUUGUGCAUUUUCCGUGCGACCAACUGUGACGGGGAGGAGGGAGCAUACGCGUAUGUGAAGUACUAUGAGGCGGUGGGGGAGUGCCCUAUGACCACGUGUGUGCAGCUGACGCCUGGGAGGGAAGACACAAAGUAUGCGGUGGUGGACGUGGAGUGCAUCAAGCGUGUGGUGCACGUGGUCCGGUCGUAUGUGAACAAGAAGGUGAUGCUGCUUAACAAGUUUUUGUUGUGCGAGUAG